AUUUAUUCCACUUUUAUAAACAUUUAAAUUUUAGAUACAAAAUAUAAAUAAAUCAUUAGUAUAAUAAAACAUAUGUAAGAAAUUUAAACUUUAUAGUCGUAUAACUUGUUAAAAUUUAAAGAAACUUUAUAAUGGGCUAUUAUGCCAGCGGUGAUACACGAAAAAUAAUACAAACUUCUGAUGAUGAUGAAGGUUAUGAAAAUCAAUCAUCUUGUACUACAGUUCUAUCUGUUGGAAUAUUAAAUCAAUUAGAAGAUAGAAAUAAGCAAUACUUUAUAUUUGGAAUUUCUCAAGGAAUUGUAAGUUAUUAUUAUUAAAAAUAAUACAUUUUUAUUUAUAUGAUCUUAUAUUUAAGUCACCCACACCAACACCACCAAUAUCUGAUGACACUGAUCGACCAUUCUGGGCUGAAGAUGAAUUAAGUAGUUCAGAAUCAAAGCAGCAAUUAAACGAGAAACAGAAACGUCGGCGUAGUUUAUCUUAUC
Molecule: messenger RNA, 485 nt
Organism: Apis mellifera (honey bee)
Lineage: Eukaryota; Metazoa; Arthropoda; Insecta; Hymenoptera; Apidae
Exons: 1
Coding region: 132-317 (61 amino acids)
Source: RefSeq, a predicted model, not a curated record